ACAAGUCCACUACGAAAAAACUACAAAAGACUAGACAGUCAAUAAACUCUCGGCUAAUAAAAACAAACAAUCUUAUCGAAGCUGCUCGCGUCCACGUUCACGUCGUUCCCUUCAUUAUCGCAACAUGGGGUUGGAAAAGUAAAAGAAAAAAAAAAAAUCAAGAAAUACCGACGAGAGCCGACCAAAUCAGAGCUCAUCGUAACCAUGCCGGUCACGGCAGGACGCAGCAGACUCCAACAAUUAUGCUCGUGCCGCAACAAAUUAUACGUGCAUCAGAAGAAAAAAACGAGGGACCGUUGCAAGAGGAAGAGGCAGGCCUUCGUGUACAAUCCGGAAGAAGAGAUUUGGCACGAGCCCUACAUGCAUUCGCUUCGCCGUGAGUUCUCGGACGAGUCUGUGCUGUGCGACUCCAAGAUCGAGCUACCCUGGAGGGACAUCGCCCUGCGGUCGGCGAUGAGGAUUCGUCCCGACCCGACAGCUGCCGAGGUUGAUCGAGAGACGGACGAAACUGAGACGAUGACUGUCAUUAGCGAGAAGCGAGAGUCUACUGGUGCCAUGACGUUGCCGUGGCAGGAUCUGCUCAUCACGGAGACUUUGCGAAGCACGUUGGAAGUUCCGGAGCUCUGCGACUCCUCGGUAGAGAUACCCUGGGCCGAUCUCGCGCUGGAGAAGCCGGUGGAGAUACGUCCAUCGCGGGAGGAGCGGAUCUGUGCGACUGACGACGUCGAGAUUCCUUGGGAUGAGAUCCUGAUGCCGCGUAAUAUCGUCAUCAAAUCCGAAAGGAAGCGAAAGCAUCCCUCGUCCUACCGACCGCCGAGGCUGCGUGCCGACGUGACGUGCAUCCCCUGCGGCAUGCCUACCGGCUGCGCGAAAAUUCGCGCGAAAACUCGCUUAAAUCCUCAAGAGAGCGUUGCGGGAUCCAAUUGGAUGGUUACCUGUAUGUAGGGCUAGGUGUAAACAUUUAUUUGCUGAUUUGAUUAAAUUUCAAUGUCUC
This is a messenger RNA of Cyphomyrmex costatus, 994 nucleotides long. RefSeq lists its product as uncharacterized. Lineage: Eukaryota; Metazoa; Arthropoda; Insecta; Hymenoptera; Formicidae. The transcript has a single exon. The coding region runs from base 205 to 945 and encodes 246 amino acids. The record is from RefSeq and is a predicted model, not a curated record.